AUGCUGUGUCAGGCACUUCACAUAUUUGGUAACAAGCUGGUGCGCAGACGUCCAUUGAAGAAAGAUGUGACUGACAUUGCCCCUGACAGAAGCCUGAGCACUAUGGAUUUAGUGGCCCUCGGUGUGGGCAACACAGUGGGUGUAGGUGUGUAUAUCCUGGCUGGGGAAGUGGCCAACAGUCAAGCAGGACCUUCCACCAUGAUCUGCUUUUUGGUGGCUGGCCUAACUUCUGUGUUGGCUGGGCUCUGCUAUGCAGAGAUUAGUGCUCGAGUUCCCCAAUCUGGAUCUGCAUAUCUCUACAUCUAUGUCACUAUAGGUGAACUUGGGGCUUUCAUCACUGGCUGGAAUCUUAUCUUGUUCUUUGUUGCUGGUACCACCAUUGUGGCCUGUGCCUGGUCUUUAGCUUUUAACAACUUGCCUGGGAACCAGAUCUCUCAGGCCCUGCAUGAGAGCAUCUCACCUCAUGUUCCUCGGGUCUUUGCAGAAUAUCUAGACUUCUUUGUUGUGGGCCUUGUGUUGUUGCUCAUCGGAUUGCUGACUCUGAGGAUUACUGAGUUUUCCCUGGCCACCAAAGCAUUCACAUUAGUGAAAGUUUUGGUUCUUAGUUUUAUCAUCAUGUCUGGUUUCAUUAAGGGGGACCUGCACAACUGGAAGCUCACAGAAGAGGACUACAUAAAGGCUGGACUCAAUGACACCUCUAGCUUGGGCCCUCUGGGCUCUGGAGGAUUCGUGCCUUUUGGCUUCCAGGGGAUUCUCCGUGGAGCAGCUACCUGCUUCUAUGCUUUUAUAGGUUUUGACAAUAUUGUUACCACAGUUGAAGAAGCUCAGAAUCCUAAGUGUUCUAUCCCCAGGGGCACUGUGAUUUCAUUGCUCAUCUGCAUUUCAGUGUAUUUUGGUGUCUCUGCAGCACUUACACUUAUGGUGCCUUAUUACCAGCUCCGACCCGGGAGCACCUUGCCUGAGGUAUUUCUCCAUAUUGGCUGGGCCCCUGCCUACUAUGCUGUAGCUUUUGGAUUCCUCUGUAGUCUUUCUGUCAGCCUCUUGGGCUUUAUGGUCCCUAUACGUCAUCAAUUAUACAUGAUGGCAAAGGACGGCCUCUUGUUCCCUGUCCUUGCCAGGAUUCAUACUAGAACAUACACCCGCAUGGUGGCUACUGUGAUCUUUGGCAUUAUUGCAACAAUCAUGGCAGUCUUCUUUGGACUUACUCAUCUUGUGGACCUCCGGUCAAUUGUAACUCUGUUGAAUUACUCCCUGGUGGCUUUUAGUGUUCUCAUCCUCAGGUAUCAGCCUGAGAGGAAGAAUGGGGAUGAAGCACAGGUGCAACAGGAGAAUGGACCUGAAGCAGAGAAGCUGACUCUACACCGAAUAUUUUUUCCAGACAGCUCCACCCCCACUCCACUCUCUGGCCUGAUUGUCUCUGUUUGCUCCUCAUUGCUUGCUCUGCUGCUGACUCUUCUCUGCCUGGUGCUGGCCCAGUGGCCAGGUCUGCUUUCUGGAGACCCAUGGUGGAUCACAGUGGUUGUCCUGCUCCUGGUGCUCAUCACUGGGAUCACUGGGGUCAUCUGGAGGCAGCCACAGAGCUCCACUCCCCUUUACUUUAAGGUACCUGGCCUGCCUCUCCUCCCACUUCUGAGCAUCUUUCUGAAUUUUUACCUUAUGAUGCAGAUGCCAGCUGGCACCUGGGCCCAAUUUGGUGUCUGGAUGCUGAUUGGGUUUGCUAUCUACUUUGGCUAUGGGAUGCAGCACAGCCUUGCUUAA
This is a messenger RNA of Nyctereutes procyonoides (raccoon dog), 1758 nucleotides long. RefSeq names its product cationic amino acid transporter 3-like. Gene Ontology annotation, molecular function: amino acid transmembrane transporter activity. Gene Ontology annotation, biological process: amino acid transport; transmembrane transport. Gene Ontology annotation, cellular component: plasma membrane. Lineage: Eukaryota; Metazoa; Chordata; Mammalia; Carnivora; Canidae. The record is from RefSeq and is a predicted model, not a curated record.